ACAGUUGCCUUGAUAAUCACGGGCAGUACCAUGAUGGUAGGGGGUACUGUAUUGACUUGCCCUCUUUGGGUCUCGGACGGCGAGGAGCACGGGAUCCUUUGCUAGCAACCACGAUGACAUUGAAUACGCCUCUAUAUCUCCAGAAUGCUACCAAGGCAGCGCCGGAGACGAAGAUACGAGCUUCUAUCCUUGCUACUGCGCUCGUCGAUGCCCUGGGAGGUCCAGCCGAAUUUCACGCCCGGUUCUCUUUCGAUAUUGUCGACACCAUGCUCCCCAACGACAAUUUCUCUCUUCCUCCAGGCGUGUGGACGGACGACACAUCGAUGACCCUCUGUCUAGCACGGUCACUUGCCACCUACCUCCCUGAUAACUCAGCACUGGCUGGGGGAUUCGAUGAAUGCCACCAGUUAGCGGCGUACACACAGUGGUGGAAGCGAGGCGUACUCUCCGCCACCGGUAAAUGCUUUGACAUCGGCAACACAAUUUGUAGAGCUCUGACUAUCUACUCGAGCAAUCCGACAAAGAAACCACUCAAACACAUCCAGAAUGAGCUUAGUGGAGAGUUCUCCUGCGGAAAUGGAAGUCUCAUGCGCAUCGUCCCCAUAGGACUGGCAUACUGGCGUGACGAGAACCAAGCAAGGGAUUACGCGCGAAGAAGCAGCGCCACUACGCAUCCCAAUGAACUUUGCAAGGAAGCCUGUGAAGUCUGGACAGGCGCAAUAUGCAUGAUUAUGGCAUCCGCGACGGCCUCAGAGGGUCCCGAUAUUACGAAGCUUGACCUACUUUCAUAUUUCGCCUCAUUUCCCUAUUCCCAUCCAAAGCUGCAUGGAUUGCUCGCCCUUCCUUCGUCUGCACCUUCGCCUCCUUCAGCAGCGAAAGCUUUGGAGAGCUACUAUCAACAUUACCAUCCCCUUAUGAAGCUCAUAGCAGAAUGUGAAUCCGAGGCCAAGAAUUCAAAGCUUCCGUUGCAUUUGCCCCAGCCCGAGACGUUGCCGUCCUCUGGUUACGUCGUCGAUACUCUGAUUGCCGCCCUCUAUUGUUUCUUUUCCACCAGUACAUUCGAGCAAGGCGCUAUCGUUGCGGUGAACUUGGGCGAUGAUGCUGAUACUGUCGGGGCGGUUUAUGGUGGUCUGGCAGGAUGUUGGUAUGGGUCUGAGCCGAGCAGCGCCUCCGAUACCUUCUGGAGUGCCAAGGUAGCGAAUUGGCACGAGAGUCUGGUUAAAAAGGAUGUCAUUUCAGAAGUUUCCGAGGCAUUGGUCAGAUUUUCAGAAAGGCUAUCAAAAUGAGCCAGCAGGUUUUGAAGCGAGUCGUCGGGUAUUAGGAAUGCUAUUCUUCCUUUGUACUAUGGUCCAAUAUUAUAUGUUAAUUGAGUUUGAUUGAACCUGGACCAACAGAAUUAGAGAGUACAUGACAUGUAGAUGUUACCGAAUGCUUCAGAACUCUUUUCGACAAUGUAUCGGAAUGAUAAUCGCAAAUUUCCGGCUAUAUUAUGGUCCAUGUCUGUACACGUAUUUUACAUGGUCAAGUGCAGUUGAACAAUUUGUACUCCAGACUGAUUCUGUUAAUUGAAUGUCGAAGAUAUCACGAGCCCUUCACAGUAGCAAACGGGAGAUCCGAACUUUCGAGGCAGUAAAGCUGGGCGGGCUGCGCAAAGCGACGAACGGCAAUGCUAUAUAGAACAACGAACCUUCACGCGUUCCUUGUAAGUCAGCAUAGACGACGAAGCAAAAAAAAAAAGGCCG
Molecule: messenger RNA, 1742 nt
Organism: Desarmillaria tabescens
Lineage: Eukaryota; Fungi; Basidiomycota; Agaricomycetes; Agaricales; Physalacriaceae
Product: ADP-ribosylation/Crystallin J1
Exons: 1
Coding region: 114-1286 (390 amino acids)
Source: RefSeq, a predicted model, not a curated record